This is a messenger RNA of Saccostrea cuccullata (small rock oyster), 1673 nucleotides long. RefSeq names its product fibrinogen-like protein 1. NCBI's taxonomy places the organism in Eukaryota, Metazoa, Mollusca, Bivalvia, Ostreida, Ostreidae. The coding region runs from base 1 to 1128 and encodes 375 amino acids. The record is from RefSeq and is a predicted model, not a curated record. The transcript has 7 exons.
AUGACCCCAAACAAGACUGUUGAUAUUCCCGCACCACCAACCUCCUUGUCAACAAUUCAAUUCACUUUAGAAAUCGUCCACAUGCAGAGCACGCCCCCGCGCACCGAUCCAACCGAAAAACACAAAUGGACAGAGAGCCCUGUAACACAACACAAAAAGAACAGUAUGGACCUUCUCUCCGGCAUUUGUUUAAUUGUUGUCUACUUUACGGUGGCUCGAGUUACCAUGUGUUCUCGGAGAUAUGUAACAAACCCAAACUUUGAUGAUAAAAAGUCAGAUGUGGAACUUUUGGGAGAAUACAACGCUAAGACGAUGCCUGGGUGUGCCAUGUUUUGUCACAAAGAAUGCGGGGUGUUUGGAUACAAUAAUUACCUGAAGAAGUGCCGGACCUACAAAAAUCUCAAUACUUCUUCAGUUUCUGAGGAGGCCGGCUGGAGAUAUAUGUUUUCUGAUCUUUUCCCUAUGGAUUGUAAGGAACUUCAUGAUAAUGGCCAGUGGCAAUCAGGUGUGUACGAUAUAUAUCCUCCUGGGACGAGAUCUCUUCCGCUGAAGGCUUACUGUGAUAUGAGUACUAUGGGAGGAGGCUGGACGGCAAUUCAAAAGCGAAUAAGUGGAUCCCUGAGCUUUAAGCAGAGUUGGUCCGAGUAUAAAAAUGGUUUUGGUACACCGGACAAGAAUGUCUGGAUUGGAAAUGACGCCAUAAAUCAAUUAACAAAGGGAAGAAACUCAUUCCUGUACGUCUCCAUCACACUGGUGAAUGGAACAACACUGUAUGAGCUGUACGAUCAAUUCUCCGUGUCCGAUGAAACAAACAAGUAUCAACUCUUUCUGGGAGGACCUGCCACAGGAACUUUAGGUGACAGUAUAUUACACACUCCUUAUUCGUGGGCUAAUCUCUCUGGGAUGUACUUUACCACCAAAGACAGGGAUAACGACUGGUAUAGUGGCCAUAACUGCGCUGCUCAUUGGGGAGGAGGCUGGUGGUUUAACCAAUGUCACGAAGCCUUCCUUAACGGUCCCUGGUACCCGGAAUACUGGCGCAAACCUUGGAAUCCUACAGUGGGAACCACUGAUCAGACAUCGGAGACAUCUAUAAGAGAAACGAGGAUGAUGAUAAAACGUCACUAGGUUUUUCCCUCUCGGCAUACGAGGAUUAAGAAACGGAUUAUACCAUGAUGGUCGUUUUCAUUAAACCGUUGAAGAUUUCCUGAUACAUGAAACGUUUUUUCAUUCAUAUCAAUUUUUUUUUACUUUCUUCUGAUUCGAAAAUAUGGUAAUAUAUGAAAAUGUUAGUGCGUGUCGACUUGCAGAAGGUUUGUAUUUUCGCUGUUAACAUGUAUAUCUUUGUAGGUCACCUGAGUAAACUCAGGUUACCUAUUGCUAUCCGUUUAUGUCCGUCGUCGUGCGCCGUGCGUUAUCAUUUGAACAUUUUCAGCUUCUUCUAUGCAAUACCUAAACCAAUUUUGGCACAAAGCAUGUAUGGGUGAAGGGGGACAACAGUUAUGAAUUUCAUGGCCCCUGCUCCCUGGGAUCCUGAGGGGUGGGGACGAAACCACUAAAAUUAAUGCAAUCUUUAAAAGUCUUCUAUACUUCUGGAAAUCAAGCAGUCAAACUGUUGGCAUGAUUGUAAUCAGCAUUGAGUCCUCUACCAAAAUUGUGAAAUUCAUGGCCCC